GCCCCGGCUCCCCCCGGGCGGCGGUGGGCGGGGGCCGGGCGGAGCGGGGAGCACGGCGCGGCACAUCACAGCACGGCUCGGCACGGCACGGCUCGGCUCGGCUUCGCUCUCCCGCCAUGGCAUCCAAGUGCCCCAAGUGCGACAAGACCGUGUACUUCGCCGAGAAGGUGUCUUCCCUGGGCAAGGACUGGCACAAGUUCUGCCUCAAGUGUGAGCGCUGCAACAAGACCCUGACCCCGGGUGGGCACGCUGAGCACGAUGGGAAGCCCUUCUGCCACAAGCCCUGUUACGCCACACUGUUCGGCCCCAAAGGGGUGAACAUCGGUGGUGCCGGGUCCUACAUCUACGACAAGCCGCAGAUCGAGGGGCAGACUGCUCCAGGACCCAUCGAGCACCCGGUGAAGGUGGAGGAGAGGAAGGUGAAUGCUGCACCUCCCAAGGGACCCAGCAAAGCCUCCAGUGUCACCACCUUCACCGGGGAGCCCAACAUGUGCCCACGGUGUGGCAAGAGAGUCUACUUUGCUGAGAAGGUGACUUCUCUGGGGAAGGACUGGCACCGUCCCUGCCUACGCUGUGAGCGCUGCAGCAAGACGCUGACCCCGGGGGGCCAUGCCGAGCACGAUGGACAGCCGUACUGCCACAAGCCCUGCUACGGGAUCCUCUUCGGGCCCAAGGGUGUCAACACCGGAGCUGUGGGAAGCUACAUCUACGACAAAGACCCCGAGGCGAAGAACCAGCCCUAGACAGCGUCCCUGCCCACCUGCCCGCACGCUCUGUGCCCCUCCUGUACUAACCUCCUGCUCCCAGCCUGAGCAGACCCUCACUAGGCUGGCCACAGAGCUGUGCCCUCUCUGCUGUCUCUACUCUGGGCAGGGCAGCCCUGCCCCUGGGUUAUUAGUCUCUAAUAUAUGCUUCAGUGUUUUAAGGCAAAGGUAGAAGGUAUCUCUGGUGGUUCCCAAUGUGCUCUGCCCUCCCCAGCCCUCCCACCAGCCCCCUGAGCAUGGGAGGCAGCAGGGCAGGUGUGGGGUGUCUCUGUGUGCCGGGGAUGGCGGGUGGCACCCAAGGGCGUGAGGAUGGGAGAAGGUGGUGUCAGGAGUUCCACCAGGGGAGAGUGCUCUAUGCUGUCCCUCAGUGCUUGGGGCUGGGGUGAGGGUGCCCAGCCCUCUUCCUCACCAGCUGCUGGAGAUGUGUGACACCUGGCAGCACUGCCCCUCUCCUGGCCCUUUCCAGGCCCCAUGCCCUGGCUCUCACUGUCCCUGGGUGCCACAGCUGGCCCUGUUCACUGUUAGGUCUGGCACCUCCCUGUCUUUGAAUCCCUGUAGGUGCACCCAGGCAGGUGGCCCAGCCUACUCUGCGGGCUGGUUUAGGUUGGUGACCCCCAGCCUGAUCCCCCUGGAGGCACAGCCUGUGCCAGGGGGGACCUGGCAGCUGCAGCCCUGGUGGAGAGGGCUCUCCUCUCCCCACCUUUGGAGGACAGAGCGCAUUGGGCUGGUGGCCUGGGCAGUAGGACCUCCCCCUGCUUCCCAGAGACAGAGGUUUCUCAUCAUUGUUGUUUAUUUAUAAGCAGUUGUAAAUGUGCUCCUUGCUUUGGAGAAUGACACGUGCCCCCAUCUCACCCAUCCCCCCGUGCACUCCCAGCCCUGCUGCUGCCCAGGAGAACAGGGAGAGGGCUGGGGCAGGGCAUCCACUGGGGCAGUGAGCCCUGGGUGCCAGCACCCCCUCUCCUCAGGCUCCCUGUGCUGCUGCAGGGCUGACUUUUGUUACUUGCUGACAAUAAAGGUUUUGAGAGA
Messenger RNA from Prinia subflava (tawny-flanked prinia), 1790 nucleotides. RefSeq names its product cysteine rich protein 2 (gene CRIP2). Lineage: Eukaryota; Metazoa; Chordata; Aves; Passeriformes; Cisticolidae. The record is from RefSeq and is a predicted model, not a curated record. The transcript has 8 exons. The coding region runs from base 117 to 743 and encodes 208 amino acids.